AUGGAUCUGGUUUUCCGCGACUGCGGCUCGCUCCAGAUACUUCACUUCAAGCUUCCGAGUCACCCUGUUGAACGAGCAAGACUGUUGCAAGUCUUCACAAUUGGCAAAUACCAGACAAAAUAUUUGCCCGCGAGGUCGUCCAGAGGGCCUGUAUUCACUUCGGAUGGCAAAAUGCUCCCGAGUGCUGAUGAGCUUGCCAGGGCGAUUACCGCCCAGCUAGGGCUCGCAUCCGAGGGCAACAUUGGGUGUGUAGAACAUUCAGGGCAGUUCCCUUUCUUCCGUCUCCCCUUACAGGUGCAACGGCGCAUAUUACGAUAUGCUCUUAUCCCACAUUUUCAAGUGAUACACCCGUGUCUUUCGCCGAUAACUGACGGCACAUCCCUAAAUAUUCUGCCACUUCUCCUAACAUGCAAGGCAAUUUACCAAGAGGCCGAGGCUAUCCUAUAUCAAGAAGCAAUCUUUUCUUCAUGCUCUCCAAGAUACGAGAAGGCCAUGCGGAGGUUCCUAUACAACAGGACAGAUCGCCAGCUCCAUCUCAUGCGGCAGUUUUUUUGCCAUAGCAUGGAUCGCUGGCUCGAUAGACGCAUUGAUAAGUUCAUCCGAGCGCGAAGCCCAGACAUUGAAGAUCUUCGGCGCAAGAUAGAAAUUGGUGAAUUCCGCCACCCUUGCCUUGCGGAAGCUUAUAUAUGA
Molecule: messenger RNA, 690 nt
Organism: Nannizzia gypsea CBS 118893
Lineage: Eukaryota; Fungi; Ascomycota; Eurotiomycetes; Onygenales; Arthrodermataceae
Exons: 1
Coding region: 1-690 (229 amino acids)
Source: RefSeq, a predicted model, not a curated record